AUGGCUGCAGAGGGCCAGGAGAUUCCGGAGGAGAUCAAGCCAGAGCAGAUCCCAGCUCAGGAAGAUGGCGCAGAUGACGAGGAGGAGAUUGAGGCCAUGAAGCGUCGAGUGGCCGAGAUGGAAUCAGAGGCUGCCAAGCUGCGUGAGAUGCAGGCCGAUCUCGACCAGCAGUCCGAAAGCCUCCAGGAGAACAAGGAAGAUAUUGACGCGCGUAGUAUUUUCGUCGGCAAUGUCGAUUACGGUGCUUCGCCUGAAGAGAUCCAGGCUCACUUCCAGAGCUGUGGUUCCAUCAACCGGGUCACCAUCUUGUUGGACAAGUUCUCUGGCCAGCCGAAAGGUUAUGCCUACGUUGAAUUUGCGGAACCCAGCCUGGUCGCGCAGGCUCUGGUGUUGAACGAGAGCGUCUUCCGCGGUCGCAACUUGAAGGUGGUUCCCAAGCGCACCAACCUGCCCGGUAUGCACCGUGGCCGUGGUCGGGGAGCCUACCGCGGUCGUGGUCGUGGCUUCCCUCGUGGUGGUGGAUAUCGUGGUGGCUUCCGGGGCAGGGGACGUGGCUUCUCGCCCUACUAA
This is a messenger RNA of Penicillium paradoxum, 570 nucleotides long. Its product is annotated as polyadenylate-binding protein. Gene Ontology annotation, molecular function: RNA binding. The transcript has 4 exons. The record is from RefSeq and is a predicted model, not a curated record. Bases 1 to 570 code for a protein of 189 amino acids. NCBI's taxonomy places the organism in Eukaryota, Fungi, Ascomycota, Eurotiomycetes, Eurotiales, Aspergillaceae.